Messenger RNA from Rotaria socialis, 378 nucleotides. The record is from the annotation of a GenBank genome assembly. NCBI's taxonomy places the organism in Eukaryota, Metazoa, Rotifera, Eurotatoria, Philodinida, Philodinidae.
AUGAAGUUAAUUACACACAAUAUGCUUACAUCGAAUAUACUCAAAGGCGUAACAAAAGGUUUUCCAUUAAAAAUCAAUUUUACUAAAGUAGAAAAUGCAUCGGUGGAUUACAAUCGAGAUUUCAUCAUUCGUGUUAUGCAACGUAUUGAAUAUGAUGCAUUAAGAGGCGCUGUCACUGAUCUUGGUUUACAUGAAUCAUUACCAGAGACAAUAUCGGACUCAACUCAACAGAACGAAGAGUUUCUUAAAAAGAUGCAUAAAGUUCUGCUUGAAUAUGAAGUUGAAGAAGGUGAACUUGUUUGUCCUGAAACUGGUCGUAAAUUUCCGAUUUCAAAAGGCAUUCCAAACAUGUUAUUGCAAGAAACUGAAGUAUCAUGA